GAAUCCUAUGGCAAAGUUGUAAGUCAUGUUUCAUCUUUAAAUGUGAUUAAUUUAAGAAUUUAACUUGGUCUCAUUGUCUCUGAUCUUAAAGCCAAAGGAAGCAAAAGAGGAAAUUGCAUCAGUUUGUAAACUGAUCUGAGAAUAUAAAGACCAGACUACUUAGAGAUGUCUAACAGAAACAUCUCUAUUGUGCAGACAUGUUCCACAGGCUUCUGAUGUUCAUGCAGAGCCUUCCACCAUGUCUGCUGUUACUAAAACCUGCCUGUAGGUGGCAGCAGAGCACUUGUUUACAUAUCCCCUUUGGCCCAGACCUCAUCUCAGCUAUUGAUUGGUCAGAACAUUCAGACCUAAAUCUAUCAGCUUAUUAUAAAGGCCUGCUGUGAUAUGUCAGAGGAGCGUGCUCUGAAAAGUUUUGCUAUCAAAUGUUUAUGAUGAACACCUUUUUAAUGCAUUUGACAAAGAAAAGGAAAGUCCUAAAUAUUUCAAGUCAAGUUAAAAUGCUGUCUGGUGGGUAGUUGCGCCGACACAAUAAAAAACAACAAAACCACAACUUCAAAUUGUACAAAAUUUUAUUUAUUUGGAUAAAAUCUUUCGUUUGGACCCACUGAAACGAAAACAAGCUGAUUAGCAUUCAGAGCACUGUUCCCCAGUCUCCUGACCUUCCUCGUUGUUACCUUGGUUACAUCAGCAAGUGUGAGGGGGGUGAUGUCCUAUUUUUUUUAUAUUAUGUUUCCAAGGAGUCAUUUAAAGUGGUCUUGAGCCACUUUAAGCUUCUCUUGACUUUGUCUGACAGUACGUGGGGCCCAAAACUUUUGCACAGUUCUAUUGCCAUAAAGGGUUUCUGAGUCAGAGGACUCCAGAGUGCUUUACACCAGUGAGUCAUUCAUCCUUUCACACACCGAUUGUAAUGAUGAGCUACAUCGAAGCCACAGCCGCCCUGGGGCACACUGACAGAGACGAGGCUGCCAACCGCCACCAGCAGGUUAGGAGGGGGAAGUGUCUUGCCCAAGGACGCAUUGGCAGAAUUCCCUGGAGGCAUGGGAUUGAUCCUGCAACCCUGUGAUUAUGGGACAGACCUUUAAUCAGAUGCAAUGCUGUAUCUGCGUUGAUCUAUUGGAUUUUCAUGUAUGACGUGUGCAUGCAUCAAGCAGAAGGCAGAGUGUUUCAUAUAAUGGAGCUUUUGGCUUGCCGUAGCGUAGACUGUCCUUUCUUGUUACCACAUUGCACACCGAACAUUGGUCAGGGCCUCCUGUGUGUAACCUUCCAAUCCACAUAGAUAAAGCAACAAUUUGUGGAAGUUGAGAAACUAUACACCCCCUAGUGGUUGGAUGCAGCCUCUCUGUUAAGAAACAAUUGAUUGUAACACAGAACAAAACAAUUUUAAUAUUUAUAUCUGCGGCGGGUGUUUACUUCCAUUUUAGUUUAUAAAGUUUUGUUUAUGUUGAAAUACAAAAACAAUAAAUUUUGUGCAAAGUUAAGAGAUAAAGUUCCCUCCCAAAAAAUCCAGUGGCGAUUGAAACUGACCAAAAUUCACAAUUAUAUUUCUGAUCAUCUGAUCUGAAACUGAAAAAUCAGAUUUCAACGAACUCCAGCAAUAACAGAACGUCUAUGCUAACGUUAUGAGCCAAAUAGAAAGACAAAGUAGAGAUAUGAUUUUAAGUGCUUUUAUUUUGAAACACAACGCAGAGGAAACGCUCGAUUUAUCUUUUUCUGGCUUUAUUUUGAAAGUGACCGAGGUUACCGUAAUACAUUGUGCACUCGCGCACCACAAAACGCGUUUCCUCGCUUUUAUCGAGGCUCGACCGCAGUGAGCGGACGCUGCUGGGGAGCCGCAGUAGUUCUCGCAUGGUGACACGGAGCUCGGUGAAGCGUGUCCGCCUCUGUGAGCCCAAAGCUGGAUUGCCAACACUCACAGGGCUCUCCAGCAGGGAGCAGCAGACGAUCAAGCUCAACCCCCAGUCCUCGAGCCGUUAGCGCUGUCAGGAUAACACCUUUAAAAACCAUGAAGGUUUCUCCUGACCUGAUUCCCUCACCAGAUUUGGACCCAAGCAGAGUGUGCAAAGGGAAAGGAGUGGUGACUCUACGAGCGACCCUCGUCCACAUCGAUGAUGAAGAGGAGCCCAACGUCAUCACGCCGGCAGGUGGCUGGACCAACCAGAUUAAUGGAGACGGCUGUAAAGCGGGACCGGCCGAGGGAGGCAGCAGCAACGCAUCACGCCUACCUCCUGAAAACAGCGCCCAGUGCCAGGCCGUUUCAUCCAACAGCAUAAAUCCAGUUCCUCCCACCGCCGACAGCCAGAACCGCAUCCCAUCAAAUCCUCGCUCGGUUUAUCUGGGCUCCAGCGCGGUGAACCCCGUCGCCGUCCUGACGCAACACGACCGAGACUCGAGCCCAGAGAGAGACCGAAGUCCCGAUCCCGGCAGCGACUCCGUCAGUCCGGUCUCUGAUAUGGACGGGAAGAGGCCGAGGCUGUCACUGAGCUCUCCUGUCCCCGCUCCCCUCAACAAGCCGAUUGUUCCUGUGCGGAACACUGAAAAGACCAAAGACUGGUACAAGACCAUGUUCAAACAGAUCCAUAAGAUACCUGAGCCCAUUGAGGAAAAUCUGUACCGCCCCACCUACAUGUUCGAUGACAUUGGCAUGAAAUCUAAAGAUAACAAUUCCAUCCACGUCAGUUAUCCAGAACAUGGAAAAGGAUUCCCGCACUCCAAAAGCGACACUCAGGUCGAUUCAAGAGGCAGAUCAAUGCCGGUGCCAACGAGGUCCUCGUCUCUCAAGGCCUCAGCCAAAAGCAGGAACGAGUGGGAGCCCCCGGAUAAAAAGGUAGACACCAGGAAGUAUCGCGCCGAGCCCAGGAGCAUCUUUGAGUAUGAGCCGGGGAAGUCGUCCGUGCUGAAGCUGGAGAGAACGACUCAGGAUGUAAGUCCAGAAGAUGUAGAUUUAGAGAAUGAGCCUUGGUAUAAAUUCUUUUCAGAGAUGGAGUUUGACAAAGCGAGUGCCCCCUCCUUCAGCCCCUUGGAAACAGCCUCCGACCUGCAAUAUUCUUCGAGCAAGCCUGGACACGGCGAGGUGGAAAAGGACAGAGGAUCGUCCACGAGUGAGCCUUUGGCUCCAGAAUGUGACCGACAUGUUUACAAGAGUGUCCUGGAGGGCGGUGACAUUCCCUUACAAGGUCUACGAGCUCUAAACAAGCGCCAUGGAAGCUCUUCCUCUUCCAAAGUGGAUUAUAAAGGUGGGAAUGGCUAUAUAAUUUCACCCUGCUCCUCUGUAAAUAGUCGAACGGUUCUUGCCAGUAAUGCAAUAGGUGACCAGUGUAAGAGUAAGAAGCCUUUAUCUGCUGCCAAAACCUGCAUACCCCAAAUCCUGCCCUCUAAGUUCAAGCCGGUGCUGUUGCCGCCUGGUGGCAACGGUCAGGAAGGCGAGACCACAGCUGUCAGACGCGGAAAGGCCCACAGCUGUGAGGAUCUCUACACAGGAGCAGCAGAGGACAGGGACAGCGGACAGCUAUCGGACGAUGUGUCCGUCUGUGGUGGCCAGAGUGCCGACGGCCUCAGGGAUGAUUCCCCUGCAAUCAGGAGGAGCGCCUCAGAGUUCUCCAGCCUGUACAAAACCAUGCAUCACAUCCAGCGUCCCAGCUCCGUGGGCUGCAGCCCCCAUGGCAGCGUCCGCAGCUUGGCCUCUCUGUUCGAGAAGGUAAAGGUGGAGGGGGAGAGGUCGGAGGCUGAUGACAGCGGGAACGUCGCGCGGAACAACGUAACGUCGCGGAUCAGUGAGUUUGAAAGGAUCAUUCAGCGGUCUAGCUCAGCCCCUAGCCGCUCUUCGUCUCUGCCUAGCCUGAGCUCCAGCUGCAGCCCCAACCGCAGCCCCGACCAUCCCUGCAUGGUGUCUACGCAGUCGGCUGAGUCCCUGUUGGUGGCCAGCACCACGCAGGCGGAUAUCUGCCCCCUGGUGGAGCCAGGUAGCAAAAACUCUAGCAAGGAAGCCCUGACGGCAGACGUUGUGGCCGUGGAGGAGGCGGCUUCCUCCUCAGACGACGGACAGAACAUCAGGACUGAGUUUCCCUGUAACACUGAGGUUGAAGUGGAACACAUCUUCAGUUCGGGCUCCCAGGAACGUUCCCAACAAUCAAAGACUCCCCCACCCCCACAACACAACCAUCUCCACCACCACCUCUUGCACCACUUGAACCUCAAACCCAGCAAAUGCAAAAGCUCCUGCCCCGCCUCCUACACCCGCUUCACCACCAUCCUCAGGCACGAGAGGCAGCAGGCCACCAUGCAGCAGGACAGGCAGCCGGUCUCAGAGAAGAAAGCCAUGCUGCCCGGGAACCUCUUCCUGACGGGCCCAGCUCCCUUCAGGCUACGGAAGAACCUGCAUUCCCACCAAACACAGAGGAUGCUGUUAGCCACCAGGGUGACCGGUACCAUGUCCCCAGAGCUCAGAGAGCUCAGACCCUCAAUCCCUCAGCGCCUGUCCUCCCUGGAGGUUCUUGAGAAGCUGAGCAAAGACACUGACCAGCUGAGUAACGGGCAGGGCUUGGACGCCAAUGGGAACCUACUGCAGCUGCUGGCAGCGCACCACAGAGACUCUUCCCCAGCUCACGGGGAAAACCAGGAUGAGGUGCUGAGGAGGCGUCAUGGAGACAAAGAGAAAAUCUUGGAGGAGCAGCGGCGGCUGAAGCGGGAACAGGAAGAGGCUGACACAGCAUCGAGGAGACACACGGGCAUUGUCCCGACGCACCACCAGUUCAUCACCAACGAGCGCUUCGGAGAUCUGCUGAACAUCACCGAUAACGCAGAGAAAAGGAAGUCGGGCGUUGAGAGAACUCCGGCCAUGGCUCGCUUCGACUUCAGAGCAGAGAGUCUGAAGGAAUUACCAUUUCAGAAGGGAGACAUCGUGUACAUCAUUCGACAAAUAGAUCAAAACUGGUAUGAAGGUGAACAUCAUGGCAGAGUGGGUAUUUUCCCACGGAGCUACGUUGAGCUUCUGCCCCCGACAGAGAAAGCCCAGCCUAAGAAAAGCGCCCCAGUUCAGGUGCUGGAAUACGGAGAAGCUGUCGCCCGCUUCAACUUCAAAGGAGACACGGUGGUGGAAAUGUCUUUCAGAAAGGGCGAGAGGAUCACGCUGAUUCGCAGAGUCGAUGAGAACUGGUAUGAAGGAAAAAUCCCAGGCACCAAUCGACAAGGCAUCUUCCCGGUUACCUACGUGGAAGUGCACAAACGGCCCCGUGUGAAGAACGGGGUGGACUUCCCUGACCCUCCGGUCAGCCUGUCGCCACAGCGCAGCACCACCAGCUCACCUCAGCUCUAUCAUAACCGUCUGACCACCUCCCCUCUGCCUCUCCCUCGCUCCCCCCGUCGCUCCGUCUCACCUGAGGUCCACGCCGUUUCCUCCGAGUGGAUCUCCCUGACUGUGGGAGGUGGGAGCCCUCCUGCUGCCCCCACCCCGCCUCUCCCACCACCGCCCACCGUGUCUUACCGUUGGGGAGAGUACCUGCCCCCUCCUUACUCUGCCAGCCCCGUGCCUCUCAUCACCGGCAGCCCAUACUGCAUCUCUCCCAUGGCCUCACCAUCUGCCUCCCCCCUGCCCCCGCCCCACCCUCCCAGACCAAACUCCACCACUCCUUUCCUCACGUUCACUCCGCCUCAGAGGGAGGACUUCCUGCACUCUACUUCGUCACCACAUCUGUCCCGCAGCGUGAGUCCUUGUAGCGGGCCGGUGCUGGAGGGCUGGCUCAGGGGGGAGAAGGAGCUGGCGGAGGGAGAAAGCUGUGAAGGGGACCGGGGCCACAACAGGCGAAUUAACCCUGCAGAGUUUGUGAAGAAUGAAGCGGACCAUCACCGACCCAGCUCGAGAAGCCCCGUGAUGCCUUAUGACAUCCAGGAUAACAACAAUGUCGACUCGUUUGUGGAGGCAGUGUGUAAUGAGAUCUUGAAUGUUGCUGAGACCUCGGUGAGGUACUGCAGCACCCUGUACCACCACCAUAAUGACUCACUCCACAGACUGUACCCCCACCCCAGUAAACAAUCUCUCAUCAUUUCCCAGCAACCCCAGUCCCACAGCAGCAGCCCAGAGCCGAGCCGUCUCAACUGUGGAAUUUUCCAGGCUUUGUACAGUUAUGUGCCUCAGAACGAUGAUGAGCUGGAGCUACAGGAAGGAGAUCUCGUCAGCGUCAUGGAGAAGUGUGACGACGGCUGGUUUGUCGGUACAUCAAAGCGGACAAAGCAGUUUGGGACUUUCCCUGGGAAUUACGUGAAGGAAGUGAAACUGUAAUCGUAUCUAAUCUGGCUGUAACACACUGUCAAGUUUGGGAAGUCGUUACUACUGUGCAAGGCUGUUGUUAGAAUAGUCAUUUAGCCCGGCGAGCAGCUUUGUGUUUGAGAAAAACUGUCCUAGCCAUGACCCCAGAAACCCAUCUCCACGUGUGGAGUAACUCUGAAAACACCGCCUAUCAGCUUGUGUUGUGAAGAUACUAGCUUCCGAUCUGUCCGUGUGAUUUUGUCGUACACGAGUGUUAGUGUAGCACCUCAGCCUGGAAGCAGGCAGCAGGGCAGCGCUGAAGUCAUACAGUGGAUUUUAUUCUUUAAAUUGGACUUUAAAGCGAUCAAUCUCAUUCAAUAAGACGUGAGAUUGGAGCUGUUGUCGCAUGCAUCCGUUCAGGACCAGAGUGCGAUUGAGACGCGACGACUGGAUGAGUCGGUCAAGCAGAAAACGAAACAUCUGGAAGAAUUCCUUUCCUAAUGACUCUAAAGUCAGUGGCUCCUUCUUUAGAAGAACAUUGAUGCAUCAACGACUCCCAAUGCUUUAGAUACUGCUCAGUAUUGCCUUGCUUUUUCUGUUUUUCUAUCCAAAAGUCAUCCUCAGUCCCUGAACAUGCACGUGUGCCAUUAGCUUCCCAUUUACUCCACGUUUACCUUAAAGAAACGGUUGUCAGAGGGAUGAACUCUGCGUGGAUCUCAUGAAGGUGAAGCAACGCAGUUGAUUUACAUUUUUAACACACGCACAUUCAAAAGGUAAAUUGUUCCUUUAAUUGGUACUUUUGAAGUGGUUUUGGGGGAUAUAUGAGAUUGCAACAGAAUUAAUUACAGACUGAUGAUUUGGCCAAAUAAAUCUUCUAGAUCGUUUCUAAUAAGGUCGUGUUUUUACGUGGAAAAAUAGUUUGGUUGGACUGUUCGGUAAAUUGCUAAAUAAUUAUUUUCAAUCUGAUAUUAACAUAAAAAGUCUGAUAUUACUGACAUAUCAAACUUUUUCUGUUUCCAUGUAAAAUGUGAAAAAAUAUUCGUUGACUCAAUAGCAAAGGUGUCUUGUCCAACUUCAGAAGAGGUUCAUGCUGUUUUAACAUUUGUUUUGGCAAGAUGAGUGAAAAAAGCCUUUAGGAUUUGACUUCUGGAUGCACCAAAAAUAUCAGCUGACAGCAGCCUUUCGGACAGCCGUUAAAUAUGGGGGACACGAGCGUUUGUUCAGACAGAGACCGUUCAGGAAGGGAUCUGAAACAUAAGUGUUUAGAAUGCUGGUAAAUAUUGUUGUACCCACAGGACAGGUACGUUAGCAUUUAGCUUCUUGUUAGGCGAUGUUGAGAAGAUCCCGACUAACAAACGACAUUUUUUAAAAUUUAGAAGCUGAUCAUAAAAGCUCAUUAAAGGUGUGGGUCACUCGUUUAAUCGUUACUUUUGAAUGCCUCGUAAGUCGUACUCUAGGGAUAAAAAAGCUCUGAUGCGCCUGUUUCAGGAAGUCAGCUGGAGGAGAAUGUAGCUUUAGACGGCAGGAUCUGGAAUCUUGUCUCCUGACAUGUGGACAUCUCGCCUCUGAUUGGCUAACAGCAACACAACUCUACCACCGACUCUGUUUGCUCUGCAAAGUUGAUGUUUUAUCUCCACAAAUAACACAAGCCUGGAGUAGUUCUGUGUGGUGGAGUUGCUAAUGCUAAUGGUUAGCUUUUGGUGUUUCCUGGACACUAAACCAACAACAGCCUUCCCCGUCCUGAGUCCAGAUGGGUGAGUCCAUGAAUGUUAAGUGACAGUGUGACGUAGAUCUGUCAGGGUUUUCUAAUCCUAGAGUUUCACCGUCUGUUUUCUAUCAGAAGCUAAUGCAGGAGAUAGGUGUAGGAGACUAUUUUCAUGUUCAGCCUGCACGAAACACUCAGAGUGAGCCGUUAGAAUCAGAAAUAAUAAUUAAAAAUGUUUUUUCAGUGAACAAUACUUUCAAGAAGAAACUUUAAGAGGCCUUUUAAAAACUUCAUGUAUUCUUAUACGUAAUGUUUACAAUUUCUGAUUAGCUUUAGCUUAGCACACUGCAGAAUCAACCAACUCCUCAGACGUGUCAGUGUUCGUCUCUUUAACCUAACAACCAAAGGUUGUACCAGAUUUAUUUUGGGUUUACUUUUCCUGUGAGCCCUGCUGGUGUCGUCCGGUGGGUCUCCGCAUCUCCCUCACACCGUGGUAGCACUCACUAGAUGUCCGCACGAAGCUUCUCACUAAAAAGAGAUUGGGGGUUUUGUGUCUUUUUCUCUGUGAGCGUGGAGUUUUCGUUGGUUUUAGGCCUGUGCUCGUCUGUGCUAGUCUGAUACUACCUGCAGAUAUGUUCUAGUGCUUGUUAUGACCUGCUCCCAGCUGCAUGCAGCUGUUGUUCACCGGCCAGCUGCUUAACAACGUAGGCAGCUUUGUGAAAAUCACGUUUGUUAUUGCAGGCUUCUCUUGUGAUUUCAUUGUUUUUUUGUUCAAAGUGCAAAAGUAACUUUUUUUGUCUGUGGUGUUUGCCUGAAAACAUCUAAAUCAUAAUUUAAACAAAAUUCAAAGAUCUUUUCUUUAGUAAAGGCAUUUUAAUUUUUUGUUUCUCCUGAAAGUUUCACCUCCAGCUGAGCGGUGAAGAUCAACGUUGAUGAGAAUAUUUGUAGCUUUUUGCACAAAUUCAUGAAGGACCUCAAGUACAAUCAGUGUUUCGCUCAUCCUUUUGCGGUUUUAUCGGGUUUUUGCUCCUGUUUUUGACUAUUUGCCAACAGCAGCUAGAGCGUAUUUGCUCAGCGUUAUGAUUUGUGGGUUUGCCUGUGCAGAACUAAUACAACGUUCAUGUAUUCACCACUGAGGCCUCCACAUGCGUUUUACCCUCCAGCUCCUUAUGAAUGUGUUAAAUGGUUUACCUCCAUGAGGAGCGAAGUAUUUUCCAUCCCAAACAUGCGUUUCAAAGAGUAAACAUUAAGCCGUCUGUGUUACUGUGCUCCCAUCUAACAUCUGGACAUGUAUGAAUGUAUGAAUUUAUGAAUGUGGUGUACACUAAUAUGUAAAAAUGAUCUCUAAUUCCAUCUGGGAUGAAAAGAGUGGGACAGGAAGCAUUGUAAAUAUGUAAAUCAGAAUAUAGACUGAAAGUGGCGGGAGCGUUUGAGCUCUCCGCUGCUUCCGGUGGAUUAUUUUACCUGAAGGAUUCGUGGAAAAGCACAGAAAGUUGAAUGCAUUUGAAAUUCACGCUGCCAUUUGUGUGGAUCAUAACGUUAGAUUCAAAAGUUGUGCCUCGUUUACCUUUUUUUUUUUUUUUUUUUUUUUUUUUUUUGGGAGGAUCGCUGAGAUCUCCUCUGACAUUAUUUACUGUAACCACGGUUUUCCCGUUAGUCUCGGAUUAGGGACAUUUACUAAAAUAAGACGUGUCUGUUACUGUACCUAGGAGUGUGACACCGUGCAUCUACAUAAUAAGAAUGGGCUGGUUUUAACAAGACAAACAAGCUGCAACAGUUUUGGUUUGUUUGCUUCUUUUUGCAGUGAUGUUAAAUUGACAAUAUUAAAAUACAGAUAAUAAACACUGCUGUGACUUUGGUAUUAUGCAAUAUUUAAUAAACAAUUUAAACAAUA
Messenger RNA from Nothobranchius furzeri (turquoise killifish), 9840 nucleotides. Its product is annotated as sorbin and SH3 domain-containing protein 1. Gene Ontology annotation, molecular function: protein binding. The record is from RefSeq and is a predicted model, not a curated record. Gene Ontology annotation, biological process: cell-substrate adhesion. Gene Ontology annotation, cellular component: nucleus; cytoplasm; cell-substrate junction. NCBI's taxonomy places the organism in Eukaryota, Metazoa, Chordata, Actinopteri, Cyprinodontiformes, Nothobranchiidae.